AUGGGCCACUUCCGCACGUAUAAAGAGGACGUGUUCGAGCAGGGAUUUCUCCAUCAACCUCCUCUUGUAGAUUUUACCAUGGUAUCCGCGGUUGCUGGUCUGUCACACGGAUGGUACCGUCUCGGCUUCGCAUGCGGCCUCCUCAUGUCGCACGUCGCUCUGAUUGCGUUGACGGUGCGUCCUAUCGUGAAGGCGGCAGAUCUUCUAGUGGCGGAAACGGUCGCGGUGGCGUUCUGGGCGACGGCCCUUUGCGUGCUUAUGAUCGCAGCGAGCCUUAAAUGUAUUCGACGUGGCACGAUGGACCACUGGCUCAUAGAGGCGGCGAGCUCCGCCGCUCUCUUUCUUUUCGAUCUGGUCGCCGCCAUCGUCUUUACCACACUGACCAGACGCAGUCACACUGAGGGAAUCUGGCGGGUCUGCAUCGACUACAGGCCGGUAGACCCCGGCUGUACAACCGCCCUUUGGGUCCUGGCAGUAUCAUGGUUCGCCGUCGUUCUGAGCAUCGCGAGCUGCUGCCUGACCGCGAUCCAAGACCAGUCGGGCCUCCCCGGCUGGAUAUAUCGCCGCCGUCAGCGCAAAGAGGUCGAACCCGCCCUGCCACUCGCUCGAGAUUACCCCAGGAGGGGCGCGGUUCCGCCGGCCGGGACCGCUCCUUCGGUGGGCUUGCCGCGCAUCAUUCAUCUUCGGGACGAGGUGACGUCGGGCAACUCGUUCGCGUUGGGCCCGCUGCCACAGGGUACGUCGGACCUCGGAAGCGCACCGCCCCCUUACCGCCCGGAACGUCGACAGGACGAGGAAUACCAAGGGGUUAUCAGGUGGCUGCUUUCUUGA
Messenger RNA from Punctularia strigosozonata HHB-11173 SS5, 831 nucleotides. RefSeq lists its product as uncharacterized. Bases 1 to 831 code for a protein of 276 amino acids. NCBI's taxonomy places the organism in Eukaryota, Fungi, Basidiomycota, Agaricomycetes, Corticiales, Punctulariaceae. The record is from RefSeq and is a predicted model, not a curated record. The transcript has 6 exons.